AUUUGCCUUCACAAACAUCAAAAAGAUCAAGAGAUGUCUUGAUUGUCACAUUUUCAUUGGAUAUUGGAUUUGAAUUUACGGAAAGGUAACUGCACAAGGGCGGCUGUUCCAGUUCCUUAGCAUGUUUUGCAGUCGGAGUAUGAGGUGUUUGGGAAUUAGUAAGACAUUAAUUUCCCAGUAUCAUAUUCCAUACAGGCAUAUGUCGACUCUCCGGUCUGAUAGGUUGCGAUAUAUCCAAUGGAGUGUUUUUGUCGGCUUUACAGGUUUGGUCGCAGGAGGUGCAAUAUACAUGUCAAGGGACCUCAAAAAAGCCAGUGAAAAAAAUAAAUCAUUUGGUCGUCCUCAGAUUGGUGGCGAUUUUAAUUUAAUUGAUCAUAAUGGCAAAUCCUGCACGUUGUCUGACUUUCGGGGAAAAUGGAUUCUGUUGUAUUUCGGGUUUUGUCGAUGCCCAGAUAUUUGCCCAGAACAAAUUGAAAGGCUUGUCGAAGUGUGCGACAGAAUAAUGCUUAUUGAAAAACCCAAGUAUCCUUUGGUCCCUGUAUUUAUGACAAUCGAUAGCGAGCGUGAUACUCCUGAGGUUGUGAAUAAUUACAUCAAAGAAUUCUCACCAAAUCUGGUUGGUCUUACUGGUACUAAAGAAGAGAUUGAUAAAGCUGCUAAACUGUAUCGUAUUUAUUAUAGCGCAGGUCCGAAGGACGCUGAUGGUGAUUAUAUCUAAUUAACUUACUACUGAUAAUGGCAUUUUAAGUACUGAAGGCCACUUCUAUCAAACAGUAUUUAUAAUUCAAAAUAUCAGCAGUGACUGAUAAGAAUAAGAGACUAACAUUGGAUUGUGUGUAUAUUCUCAAAUGAACUGGAUGAGUGCUCGAGAGACAGUGCAACUAAGCGUUUCGAAACGUCUUCAAUUAUGUCUCAGUCAGCAUCAGUCACAAUUAUCUUACUGUGUUCUUAUUACUUACAAAGUGAAGGACAUUUUAAUUAUAUUUUGUGAGAAUGCUUGUCCGUACAUUCUGUUUUUGUUGGUUAACCAUCUUUUUAUUCAUCUCAUUUUAUUUAUGUACAUCAGUUUACUCUUAAUUUUCGUUAGCGUGUUUAAAUAAAUAAAUAAAUAAAUGAAAAUCUAACUCUUCACAAGUGUGUAAAUUUAUAAAUAAGGGUGUUCAUAAGUGGAAAUAAAAAAUCCAAGCAUUAAUAUUCUAAUCUUGUAUGUGGUUUUGACCUACUUGACUUUUCAGUGUGUAUGUACUGGCGAUAAUAGGCGUGACCUCUCGAUAGUUUAUUUUUUAAUGGAGAUGGUGUCCAAUCAGUUGCAUAAUUCAGUGUAGUAUUUUAUGAAAACCAAUUACAGCUUUUAAUUCAAACGACCUAACUCCCAAUAAAGUAAUCAGAUUAACUGCAAAAAUCCUCUUUUAAACCGAAGUUGAUCAGGGUAUUGUAAACAGUUCAAAAUACGGAAUAAUGACACUUAAAUUUUGUAGUCUUGAAACAAGGAUUUCAUUUUGUCAUUGAAGUAUAGUAAUAUGAGAACCUAUCUCGACUUUUUCUUCAUAACAUUAGAGGGAGGAAAUCCCUUUCCCAUAGAUCCAUACUUACAGGUAAAAGUGCUUUCAUCUUCUGCAUUCGUUUGUGCUAUCUUGUAAAUUAUUGGUUUCACUGCACUAAGUAUCGUGCAUCAACAUACCAUAGAGUAAAGUUCUGAUACGCGACUGAAAUCUAUUUAGGCUACCUCAUGCCGUAAUGAUUAUUUUAGAAUUAGAGAAUUUCCACGAUCGAGACUACAACGUUAAAUUUCAAAUCUAUUGCUAUAUAUUGUGACUGUCUGAAUUUUUAUAUUUGUAGGUCGACCACACUGUUGUCAUGUACCUACUGGAUCCAAAAGGACAAUUUUCUGAUUAUUAUGGGCAGGUGAAACCAGUACAAGAAAUAGUGCGGAGUAUUGUAGAUAAGAUGAAUGCAUAUAAAGACUAGUGAUACACAUUUCUAUUCCCUUCAAUGUACUGUACACAAUUGGUAGUGUUUUCAAUACUUUCUUAGUGAUUAUGUGCACAUCAUCCUUGUAUAUUUUCCCCUUUGAAGAAGAUGGUGCAAUUUCAUACAGACAAGUUUCCACUCUUUUCCAUUUCUUCAUUUCCUUACGUUCAGUACAUUUGUGUAGUCAGUUUUAUUAGCUUUCACUUUCUGCAGAGAAUAAAUCCGAUUUAUGUGCAUAUA
This is a messenger RNA of Trichobilharzia szidati, 2211 nucleotides long. The record is from the annotation of a GenBank genome assembly. Lineage: Eukaryota; Metazoa; Platyhelminthes; Trematoda; Strigeidida; Schistosomatidae.